Aspergillus alliaceus is the source of this 1906-nucleotide messenger RNA. RefSeq names its product bifunctional C97 family peptidase/thioredoxin family protein. The transcript has 4 exons. NCBI's taxonomy places the organism in Eukaryota, Fungi, Ascomycota, Eurotiomycetes, Eurotiales, Aspergillaceae. The record is from RefSeq and is a predicted model, not a curated record. Gene Ontology annotation, molecular function: peptidase activity. Gene Ontology annotation, biological process: protein modification by small protein removal. The coding region runs from base 84 to 1832 and encodes 582 amino acids.
CCUAUCUCUCCAGACCACUAUAUUUAUUCUCCAUUGGCAGCUUCCAGUGACCAGGUCGCAACUCACCAGGCUCAUCUCUCAUCAUGGAUGUAGAGCUGUAUGUUUAUGACCUCUCCAAGGGUCUCGCCCGACAGUGGUCGCUUCCAUUAACAGGGACGCAUAUGGAUGCCAUCUACCACACGUCCAUUGUCCUCGACGGCGUCGAGUACUACUUCGGACAUGGCAUCCAGACGUCUGUCCCUGGCAGUACGCACCAUGGACAGCCCAUGGAAAGGGUUCAUCUCGGAGCCACAGAGCUUUCCGUUGAUAUUAUCACUGAGUACAUCGAGUCGCUCGGAGAUAUCUACACACCAGAGUCAUACGACCUCUUUCUGCACAACUGCAACAACUUCACUCAGGACCUCGCCAUGUUCCUAGUGGGCAAAAGCAUCCCGGAUCACAUCCGGAACCUGCCCCAGACCUUCCUGAGCACGCCCUUCGGUCAGAUGAUGAAGCCUCAAAUUGAAGCCGCUCUGCGUGGUGUCACGCAGGCCCCGAGCGCAGCUCCUCAGCCGGCUCCCGGGGUCCCAGCACAAACCAUGACAACCCCUGUUCACCAGCAGCCCACAUCGCAACCUCAACCGCACGGCAAGGUCCGAGUGGUCGCCAACCUUGCGCAGCUCGAGCGCGAACUCGCCUCGGCCUCGCACUCCUGCGCCGUGAUCUUCUUCACCUCCGCCACCUGCCCACCCUGCAAAGCCAUGUACCCAGUCUACGACGAACUGGCCGAAGAAGCCGGCGCCAAAGCCGCCCUCAUUAAAGUGGACAUCAGCACCGCCUACGACGUCUCCAUGAAGUAUCCAGUCCGGGGCACGCCCACCUUCAAAACCUACCUAAAAGGCAAAGAAGCCGACACCUGGAGCGGCGCCAACGCCUCCCAACUACGAGGCAACAUCCGGCUCCUCCUCGAGAUGGCCCAUCCAACUCACCCCCACCACCACCUCGACCUCCCAACCUUCCAACGCCUGGUCCCCUCCAAAUCCUACGUCCUCUUCAAAUCCAUCCCCCCACUCCCCAAACUCCUCCAAAAACUGCCCCCAGACACGCAAUCCCACCCAACCCUCACCUCCAUAACGACCUUCAUAACCACCCACUCCACAGCCGGAGGAGACCCAGGCAUCCCCCUGCCCCCCGACCUCCCCACCUACCCGACGUUCCUCACAAGCCUCCACUCCCGAACCCCCCCAGAAUCCCACUUCGCAAUCACAGACCUAACCCGCCUCCUCUGCCUCGACCCAAGGGUAUCCGCCUGCCUCUCCUCCCACCCAGACACGCUAAUAACCCUCACCCAAACCCAAAGGGAUACACCAUACAACCAGUGCCUAACAACCCUCCACCUUUUUGCAAACCUCUUCACCUCCCCUCUCUCCAUCACAACCGUCCUCACUCACCAACGCCUCCGCUCAAUAGCCCUAAACACCCUAACCACGGCCCUCCUAUCCCCCUCCUCCAAGCUCCGCUGCACAGCAGCCUCCCUAGCCUAUAACCUCACAGUCCACAACCACAAUUCCCGAUGGGAAGGCCACGGCGAGACGAUACCGGAAGAUGAGCAGGUGGAGCUAGCGGCGUCGCUUGUCGAGGCUAUUGCCAGGGAGAGCGAGAGCGUAGAGGCUGCCCGGGGGUUCUUGCUUGCGUUGGGGAUGCUGGUUUAUGGAUCUGAGAGGGAGGGGGCGGUAGGGGAUUUGUGCACGGCCAUGGAGGCGAGGGGUGUUGUUAGGGGUAAGGCAGGAUUUAUGGGAGAGGAGAAUGAGAAGUUGGUUAGGGAGGUGGGGGAUUUGGUUUCUGGGUUAUAGAGGUUUUUUUUUUUUUUUUUUUUUUUGUUUUUUUUUUUCUCUCCUUUUUACCUUUCUUUUUACCUUUCUUUUUU